AUGGCAGAAAACACUAAUACUAAUAGUCCACAAAAAAAUUUACGUUUUCUCGAUGUCGAUGAGGAACCAAGAAAAGCGUUACUUCCUAUAGAAGGAUACCAAGAUAUGCCAUUGAUGUCAUUAGAAGAAGCAAUCAAACCUCUUGAAAUUCUUAUUCCGAAACUGUCAGCUAAAGUUUGGGUAGCAAAAGAAAAUUGCCAAAAUCCAACUGAUGGUUUAAACUGCGAGGAAUCGUCGGCUAUUCAAUUAUAUACAUUUGAAUGGUAUCCGAUGACUCGCAGUUUUUAUUACAUACUUAAUCGAACAUUGCGUUCAGAAGAUCGUCAACAAUUAAUACCGUGGUUUGCCUAUUUAAAAUUAUUUCUUUCGGCAUUGUUUAAAUUGCCAUCAGUUAGAGGCACAAUUUGGCGUGGUGUUAAAACCGAUCUAAGUACAAAAUAUCCAAAAGGAAUUCGUUGUACGUGGUGGGGAGUAAGUUCCUGUACAGAUUCGAUUGAAAUUCUCCAAUCGGAACAAUAUUUAGGAAAAACUGGUGCUCGUACUCUUUUCUCUAUUGAAUGUACUCAAGGAAAAGUAAUUAAAGAUCAUUCGUAUUUCAAAACAGAAAAUGAAAUUAUAUUAUUACCAGGUACUUAUCUAGAAGUCAUUAGCCAAUUGGAACUUGCCGAUGAUCUGCAUAUCAUUCAAUUGAAACAGAUUGAGCCACCAUUUGAGCUUCUUCAACCACCGUCGCUAAUGGCUAAUGUUCAAAUAACAACGGAGAUACCACAUGAUCUAAUCAAUGAAAUAUACCCAGACAACACGAUAGAAGAAAACAUAUCUCAAAAUGUUCAAACUCCACUACCACAACUGCAGCUUGUACAAGAACAACUAUCUGGUAAGGAUAAAAACAGUUUAAUAUUAGGAGCAUUCUAUAACUAUAAAUCUUAA
Messenger RNA from Didymodactylos carnosus, 930 nucleotides. Lineage: Eukaryota; Metazoa; Rotifera; Eurotatoria; Philodinida; Philodinidae. The record is from the annotation of a GenBank genome assembly.